This is a messenger RNA of Magallana angulata, 3626 nucleotides long. RefSeq lists its product as uncharacterized. The transcript is spliced from 4 exons. The record is from RefSeq and is a predicted model, not a curated record. Bases 290 to 2506 code for a protein of 738 amino acids. Lineage: Eukaryota; Metazoa; Mollusca; Bivalvia; Ostreida; Ostreidae.
CGCUAUAUUUAUAUACAGAAUAUAUUUUAAAGUUGGUUUUUGUCCUAAAAAUAGUUUGUCUAUUCUUUUGUAACCAAACUUUUUAAUAUAUAUAAAAAAGCAAAAAUGAAAUUAAGGCAUAAUUACGUUAUGAUUACGUGAAGUGUUUAAAUGUACAGGCAUUUUAAUUUCCCAUAAUAUAGGUUUUUUUUCUAUUUUAGAUUUUUCAAAUCUCCUCCGUUUCUUUACUUUAACGUUUAGAAAGAUUUGUUUUUAUUCAUUCUUUUUUUAAAGGAACAAAAAUGACUCCAUGACUCACUAUAAAAAUAUCAAAUUUGGGGUGGACCUUGUGAAAGCCUCCCAGGCAGAAUAUGACUUCCUGGUCAAAGUUAGACAUUUGGAAUACUUGCGAAACGAUGCUGUCCUUCAAUAUUCUGUUCGCCGCUACGAAAAAGUUUGGCUUCCUCUUGUUGCAUUUGAGGAUAAAAUAUCUCCUCAAAAUUUAGAGCCACCAAUCGAUAUCGCUUGGGUAUGGCACUGUCAUAUGUUAUCACCUCACGAGUAUACCAAGUAUUGUCGAACGUAUUUUAGAAAAGUACUCGAUCAUUCGAUAAUCAAAGCAGACGGUGCCUAUACGUUUACGAAGGGUAUAUGGUCACGUAAUUUUCCUGAUGAACCAUUUGAGUUGGACCAGAAUGUAUUGAAUGAACUUAUUUCUUGUACUCUCUCACAAGGAGGUAAAACUAAAUCGUUUGAUCUCGUGGCAGCGACUCAUAGACAACAGGACUUUGUAUAUAACAUUCUUCUUCCACAUUAUAGAGAUCCUGAGUUCCUCAAGUCUGCAAUAACGAGAUACAAAAAAUACCUUUAUCUUUAUACACAGAAGAAUAAUCUCUCAAAUUUUCUCGUCCCAUGCUAUGACAUUGAUUUUGUCUGGCACACACAUCAACUACAUCCCAUUGAUUAUCAACAUGUCACAGAGUCGUUGCUUGGUUGUUUACUAACCCAUGAUGAUACAGAUUGUGAUCGAAAUCCAGGGUCCAAACUUUUUGAUGCGUAUAAAAGAACAGAAAGAAAUUGGAGAGAAUUAUAUAAUGAGUCUUUUGCUAUAUCCGGUGCUGUGUUCCGAGGACUUAAUCUUGAAGAUAAGCUUUAUAGACUAACCGUGUCGGAUAUGGACGGUUGUAUUAGCAGAAUAGGCGCAGUUGUAAUAGACUUUAUUGCUGUAACAACACCGGUUUCCCUCAACAAGGAAACUGUGAAAAUUAAAAUAUUCAAAAUCAAUGAAGCCAAAGAACUUCAACUCGUUCAAAAGUUAAAAAGCAAAAUGGAAAAUAUGACCUGGAACAAUCAAAAUCUUACGAUUCGACAGGACUCUACAGAAUCAACUCUUCUCAUUGAGUUAUCAGCAAAAAGAACUUUUAUUAACGGAGGGUCUUUAUUAAUUGGCAGAUGUCAACAAAAAUUUGGGUUUUAUCUGCAAAAUCCUAUGUAUCAGAAUGGCGGUGUAUUUAGUAUUGAAAAAGACAUGCAAAUGUUCAGCACCCUAACGGCGGCCAAGUGUAAGGUUAGCGGAAGUAUUUUAAGUCCAUCGUUGGGAAAUAUUGAACUGGUUUUGGAACAGGGUGAAUAUGAAGAGAUCAAUAUGUCAACAAAUGUAAAUCAGUUGUCGGACCAAGCUUCUGGACCAAUCUCGGAUGCUAUGGACAUUUGUCAAGUCGCCUUGCACAGAUUACGAAGCAAAAACGGAAAAAGUUUCAUAUGCCGGGCCAUACACAAUGUCCAAAAGAUGACGUCAGUUUUGCAGUUUUUCUUUGAAGACAAAUUGGCAGCAGUUGCACAUUUUAUUGGAAAUGACCAGCUUCCCAAAAAAUCACAGAUUUCGAAAGGCUCCUUAUCAUUAAGUCCAAGUGCUGGGGAAAAAGCGAUAUUGAUUAAAACUGGAGAAGGGGAUUCAACGAUACUAGUGGUCAAAAGAGGUUCCCGAGUUUUUUGCAGUAAAGAAGACCCUCUAAAAAUUAAGGUGUACCAACUUGGUUCAACACAUUUACAGCAAAAAGAAACAAUAUAUGUUUCUCAAUAUAGUUCUCUAGAAUAUGAAGGACUUACUCUUGAACUCAAAAAAGGUAUCUUAACUUGCAAUAAAAUGAAAAUGGGUCGAAUUCUGCAUUAUGUGGCAUUUUCAUUCUCCAUUUCACUCCUUCAUGUUUUAUGUAUGCCUUGUGCGAACCCAAAAAUGAAAUCGACAGGACGAAAUCUGAAAAUAUUGUGUGAUGAAAAGACGUCCUUUUUAGUUGCAGCGGGUUUACACCUACCAUUCCUGACAAACAACAAAUACUAUGGUUAUGGUGUUGAAAAACCAAAGCGACAGAAAACAUAUCAAAGAGAUUCAGCAUUCACUGGAGGAGGACCAAAGAGGACAUAUCAAAGUGAUUCAGCAUUCACUGGAGGAGGACCAAAGAGGACAUAUCAAAGUGAUUCAGCAUUCACUGGAGGAGGACUAAAGAUGACAUAUCAAAGUGAUUAAGCAUUCUUUUCUGCUGGAGGAGGCUUUGGUGGUAGUGGUUGUUGUGGCGGUUGUGGCGGUUGUGGGGGAUGUUGAGUCUGUACACAAUAAUAAUGUAACGAUUCAUCUUGUGACAAUGAUUUACGUCAGAUAUUGCAUAGAGAUGCAUGGUGUUGGUGUUUCAUAAAUAUUCAAUAUAGUUGUCAGAUCGUUUUUUAUUAUGGAGACUUGAGUAAAUAUUUUGUACAGCUACUGAUAAGUUCUCUACUUUUUAUGGUAAAAUAUAUCCUAUAUUACUGAUAAUAUGUAUCAUGUUAUAGAGAAUUCGUUUGGUAUUAUGCGAUUUAGCCCCUAAAAUCAAAGUUUAACAGAAAACAAAAUUAUGUAAGAAAUAUGUAUGUGAAAACAAAGCAUCGUACUGAUAUCAUAAUGUCAUUCAGAUCAUCUAAUUUUCCAAACAAUUGUACAGCAUUUAAGUCCUAGUGUAUUUUUUUUAUCAGUAAUAAGCACAAUACAUGUAAAUACUUUCAGCUAUUUAAUAUUUUCCUGACAUGAUGACGAUAAUAACCAUUGCACUGAAGUACUGACAGGAGUUAGUUUUAUUUCGAUUCUAUUAAUAAUUAUAUAUUUCAUAAUAAUAUUAAAAUGUUAGAAACGCUGGCAAUCUGUAAUUUGUUAUUAGUGCAAAUAAUUUAUUUCUUUGAUGUUCUAAGAAUUCUGUUAAUAUGUGUAUAAUUUUACACCUUCAGUUUGCACUUAUGUAGUUCGAAUAUUAAACAAAUGGGGACUUGGGGCGAUGGAGAACAUCACAACUAGCAUCUACCAACUACCAUAACGUUUAUAGAGUGAAAACAAUAUCAUAUGGAAAACUUUACCUGGUGAUUCUUAAACUUUUAAGUUUAUUUGUAUUAGAAAAAAAACGAACAUCAGUAAUAGAUAUCUCAUUUAUUUUCUUUAUUUGUCCUAAAGUGUGAUGACUACAAUGAAUCGUCAUUGGACACGAAGACUGGAAAAGAGAUAUAUUUCUAUUAUGCAAAUAAAAAUUUUAUUACUCUUAACAGUUGGUAAGAAACAUUUUUAUGCUUUAACUCAGCAAAAGAAGUACAUAUAUGAUCAAUGUUUUAUUAUCACAUAAUAAAGA